AUGUUCCAGAAGAACUGUGAUAUCGAUAUUGAACUGAACGAGCUCGAUAUGGGAAUGAACAGGAGGACAUGGACUGCGCUGAUCGAUCUCGCUGGUCUUUUGGGUACCGAGGAAACUGAGGACGACUGCACGGAAAGAGAUGAUGCGGAACAAGACAUUACGAUCAAACCGAAGCACCCUCCAUUCUGUGUUGGAUGUUCCGUGCGAGCACGGUUAUGGCGUAUAGAUAUGAAUUAUCCAGCGAAUUCUACACGUCUGGGCACCAUUCGCCUUGAGAAUGCAGUCCUGAGCUCGAAGCUGCUUCUUUAUCAACCGAAGGAAGUGCUAUCGAUAUCUGUAUUGUUGGAUGGGCUGAAGGUCGACGACCGUACUCCCUGUUAUUCGGAGCUCUAUCCGGAAAGGGUUGUGUUAUGUGACGGUAACAAUGUACUGCCAAGUCAGGCGGAAAUCAGAAUAGUAAAAUAUUUGGGGGAAGAUCCCACUCGUGAAUGUGAUUUGCAGUUGGGCGUCGUUGUACCGGAAACAAUGAGACUUUACUAUGUACACACACAUAGGUACUUCUGUGGAUUGAUGGAUUUCUGGAUGCAGUUCAAUGAGCUUCAAGAUCAAAUGGCUAAGAGGAAAAGGAGAAAUGUGAUCGAUGGUAUUCGUUCGAAGGUCGCCUUGGAGUUCAACGUGAAAUGCCCAACAAGUGUCGUAUUCCCUCUGAAUCAGUGUAGUGAUGAUCUGCUGGUUCUUGAGUCAGAAGGUGUUCGAGUAAUCAAUCAGUUCAAGCGAAUGAGCGCUAUGGAGAGCGAAUUCCAGAAGAACUUCAUUGAAAAUGAUUACGGAUACGGUAGGUAG
Molecule: messenger RNA, 843 nt
Organism: Cooperia oncophora
Lineage: Eukaryota; Metazoa; Nematoda; Chromadorea; Rhabditida; Trichostrongylidae
Source: the annotation of a GenBank genome assembly